Messenger RNA from Symbiodinium pilosum, 2013 nucleotides. The record is from the annotation of a GenBank genome assembly. NCBI's taxonomy places the organism in Eukaryota, Dinophyceae, Suessiales, Symbiodiniaceae.
GAGUAUAACGGCGAAGCGCUUGCGAAGCACUGUCCGGAGGAAUGUACCGACAAGGUGCCACUCGCUGAGAUUGCCUCCGCCAAGGACGACGACCCGCGACUUGCCGCGGCCAAGGCCCAUUUGGACUGCUUCGCCGACAUGAUCGUCAAGGCAGAGGAGGCGAACGACGAGGCUGCCGUUGAGCGCUUGAAAAAGCUCAUGGCCGGUGAGCUUGCGACGGACAUCAGCAAAAUUGCGGUCAUCGAUGACGACACGAAUGAGUACGUCCAGGGCGAAAUUCUCGCAGGCAAAGAGGCUGCAGCCCAGGAGGUCCAGGAAAAUCUGAAGACGGAAACGGAAGCGGUCCUAUCUGCGAUGGAGAUCUCCGAUGAAACCAUUGAGGAGUACUCUGCAACAUUGGACAUGGUUGCGAAAACUUGCGGUGACGGGGAAGAAGCAAGCUCCAUCGCCAAAGACUCGGCAGACCUCCUCCACAGCACGCAGCAAGGGCACAAGACGGAGGCGGAAUUGUCCCAGAUCCAGCACGAGGAGCUCUAUCUGGACAAGCGAUGCACUGUCGAGAAGGUUGACGUUGACUUCUUCGUGAAGAAGAUGAAGGUCAAGUACGGCUCCGCAAAGUGCGGCAGCUCACUGAUGCAGACGUCCCACCAGAACUUGGCUGAUGAGCUGUCACACAAGCUGAAUCAGCAAGCAAAGCAGGUCCUCGCCCUUCACACCAAGGAGAACCAGCUAGGCCAUCGUUUUGUGAAGCACCUCAAGCUCGCCGUUGGCGGUGACCACUCCCAUCCGGAGCUCUCCGCUUUCUACGAGAACUUUGCAGAAGUUGCAAGGGGAAACCUGACGCAGGGUCAGCGGGCCCGGCUGCAGCAGUUGGACCAGCACCAUCGCUGGCAGCAAGUAAGGACCCAGGUGCGUUGUGGUGUGAAGGAGCAGACCAAGAGCGCCGAAAUUCUCAAGGACUACAAGCAGUGUGUCUGCGAUGGCGUGGAGUCUGUGAUGGUGUGCCAGAUGCAAAAUCAUCAGGCCUUGCAGAAGAACACGCAGCACAUCGGCCAGCAGAUCAAGCAAAACAAGGUGGCCCUGGCAAAGGAUGCCAAAGCUGUCAAAGAUCAGCUGGCGGAGCACGCGGACAUGGGCUUGAACACCUCUGUGGGAGGCACGCAUGUCGUCCAGGGUGCCUGGCUUGGUCCUUGCACCACGGCACCCAUUUCGGGAACCGUUUGUGUUGGGGCACACUGCCUGACACUUCCUCCUCCAAAAUACGACUCCAAGAAUGGCUUAUACAAAGAGAUGCAAGGCGCCAUUGGCAUGUUCAACUUCUGGCGCAACCUUCUUGGCGAACAUGGCCGAUCUCCCGUGCCAUGCAUUUCCGCAACGAUGACCACAUGCAUUGGAGUGAAGCCCGGAGACCCUUUGAAGCUGAAGUUCAGCAUCGGGGCGGCGAUUAAAGAUUGCGGCUCUGGCAGGGCGGUCAUGACCACUUUCAACCUGAACUUGGGUUUGAACUUGUGCAUUGGCAUUCCAGGUUUGUCGCACCUCCUGUCCCUCAUCGGCUAUGACUGUAUGACCCUAGCCAAUGCAAAGUACUAUCCAUUCAUCGGCAAGCUGACGGUGGGAGACAACAACGUUUUUGGCGAGUACUGGAUCAAUGGCGAGUACAAGUUCAUUGCAAAUUUCAACUUUGCAGUCCACGAUCUGACGAUGCCUGUGGUCCAGUAUUGCAACAUGAAAGGAACCGGGUGGUCGGGAUGGUUCAAGCAAACCAUGUACGCGUCCCUAUCCUUGUCAAAGGGUCAUGAUGGAGCCUGCAAAAUCGUGUGGGCGCCUUCUUGCUAUGAGACAGACAAGGAGCGCGCUUGCAUUGAUGAGUACAAGGCCGCAGUAGGCACGCACCAGACUUUCAACCUCAAGAUCAACGAGAUGUACCACGAGGCUUAUGACUGCUGGUGGGACUGGUGCAGUUACCGCUACAAGUGGAAGCUCUGGGGUGAUUACCAGUGGAAUGUGAGGUAG